This is a messenger RNA of Melitaea cinxia (Glanville fritillary), 7444 nucleotides long. RefSeq names its product pre-mRNA-processing-splicing factor 8 (gene Prp8). Gene Ontology annotation, molecular function: U5 snRNA binding; U2 snRNA binding; U6 snRNA binding. The coding region runs from base 214 to 7308 and encodes 2364 amino acids. The record is from RefSeq and is a predicted model, not a curated record. NCBI's taxonomy places the organism in Eukaryota, Metazoa, Arthropoda, Insecta, Lepidoptera, Nymphalidae. Gene Ontology annotation, cellular component: catalytic step 2 spliceosome; U5 snRNP. The transcript has 35 exons. Gene Ontology annotation, biological process: mRNA splicing, via spliceosome; spliceosomal tri-snRNP complex assembly.
AGUGCGUACAUUUAUAUUUUAUUUUAAUAUUUAUUCUACUCUAUGUACCAUAGAUUUUAGCACUCUUCGGUGCGAAAGCAAAUGGCCGCCGGUUGUAAUAUUACAUUUUCUUAAAUUGCGUCUAAUGUUCGUUAUUUCAAGUCAAUGUGUUUUUACAGUAUUGAUAGAUAAAUUAAGUUUUUUCAUAGGAAGUUAAAAAUAUAAGGCGCAGCGAUGUCGCUGCCGCCCUAUCUAUUGGGGCCCAACCCAUGGGCCACGAUGAUGGCCCAACAGCAAUUAGCAGCGGCGCAGCAGGCAGCAUUGCAAGCUCAUGCCGCCGCGGCUGCGGCUGCACCUCCUGUGCCUCCAUCACAACCUCCUAAACCCCAUCACAUUCCUGAGGAAAAGAUUAAAGAAAAAGCUCAAAAAUGGCACCAACUUCAAACAAAGCGUUUUGCCGAAAAAAGGAAAUUCGGAUUUGUAGAUGCACAAAAAGAAGACAUGCCACCAGAACAUAUCCGUAAAAUUAUCAGGGACCACGGUGACAUGACAAGUCGAAAAUACCGUCAUGACAAACGAGUUUACCUUGGAGCUUUGAAAUAUAUGCCACACGCUGUCAUGAAACUGUUAGAAAACAUGCCAAUGCCCUGGGAGCAAAUCCGAGAUGUUAAAGUUCUGUACCAUAUAACUGGAGCUAUCACAUUUGUAAAUGAAAUACCAUGGGUCAUUGAACCAGUAUAUAUAGCGCAAUGGGGAACAAUGUGGAUUAUGAUGCGUAGAGAAAAACGUGAUCGUCGCCAUUUCAAACGUAUGAGGUUCCCGCCUUUCGAUGAUGAGGAACCCCCGUUGGACUAUGCUGAUAACAUUCUUGACGUAGAACCUUUAGAACCUAUACAAAUUGAAUUAGAUCCUGAAGAAGAUGCAGCAGUGGCUUCUUGGUUUUAUGACCACAAACCACUGUUAGGUACUAGACAUGUAAAUGGGUCUACAUACAGGAAAUGGAAUUUGUCAUUACCACAAAUGGCUACUCUAUACCGCCUUGCUAAUCAAUUGUUGACUGAUUUAGUUGAUGAUAAUUAUUUCUAUCUGUUUGAUUCUAAAAGCUUCUUUACUGCAAAAGCUUUAAAUAUGGCCAUACCCGGUGGACCAAAAUUUGAGCCACUUGUAAAAGAUAACUCAGCUGGUGAUGAAGAUUGGAAUGAGUUUAAUGAUAUAAAUAAGAUCAUUAUUCGCCAGCCAAUCAGAACAGAAUACAGAAUUGCAUUUCCAUAUCUGUACAACAAUUUGCCGCACUUUGUUCAACUUUCUUGGUAUCAUACACCCAAUGUGGUGUACAUAAAAACGGAAGAUCCAGAUUUACCGGCUUUUUACUUUGAUCCAUUAAUCAAUCCGAUCUCCCAUCGCCACACAGUGAAGUCCCUAGACCCAGUGCCUGAGGAAGAAGAUUUCCUAUUACCAGAAGAUGUAUCACCAUUCCUUCAAGAGACUGCAUUGUACACCGAUAAUACUGCAAAUGGCAUUGCACUUUUAUGGGCUCCAAGACCAUUCAACAUGAGAUCAGGGCGUAGUCGUCGCGCUAUUGACGUUCCCCUUGUCAAGACUUGGUACAAAGAACACUGUCCGCCCGGUCAACCUGUCAAAGUACGAGUCUCUUACCAGAAAUUACUCAAGUACUAUGUACUAAAUGCACUUAAACAUAGACCGCCAAAGCCGCAAAAGAAAAGGUAUCUUUUCCGUUCCUUCAAAUCAACAAAAUUCUUCCAAACGACGACCCUUGACUGGGUGGAAGCUGGUCUUCAAGUUUGUAGACAGGGCUACAAUAUGCUCAACUUACUUAUUCAUCGAAAAAAUCUCAACUAUCUCCAUCUUGACUACAACUUUAAUUUGAAACCUGUCAAAACACUCACCACUAAGGAGAGAAAGAAAUCUCGUUUCGGAAACGCGUUCCACUUGUGUCGUGAAAUUCUCAGGCUUACUAAACUGAUAGUGGACUCUCACGUCCAGUAUCGACUCAAUAACGUCGAUUCCUUCCAAUUGGCUGAUGGUCUGCAAUACAUUUUCGCACACGUCGGUCAACUGACCGGCAUGUACAGAUACAAGUAUAAGCUGAUGAGACAAAUUCGGAUGUGCAAGGACUUGAAACAUCUCGUCUAUUAUAGAUUUAAUACAGGUCCAGUAUCAAAAGGACCUGGGUGUGGGUUCUGGGCACCGGGCUGGCGUGUUUGGCUAUUCUUUAUGCGUGGUAUUACACCUCUACUGGAGCGAUGGCUCGGAAACUUGCUGUCGCGGCAAUUCGAAGGACGACACUCAAAAGGUGUCGCAAAGACGGUGACUAAGCAGCGCGUAGAAUCCCACUUCGACUUGGAGCUACGCGCGUCUGUCAUGCACGACAUCGUCGACAUGAUGCCCGAAGGUAUCAAACAAAACAAGGCUAGAACAAUCUUACAACACUUGUCUGAAGCCUGGAGGUGCUGGAAAGCUAAUAUUCCCUGGAAGGUACCAGGACUUCCAACACCGAUAGAGAACAUGAUUCUCCGUUACGUGAAAAUGAAAGCUGACUGGUGGACCAACACUGCCCACUACAACCGUGAACGUAUCCGUCGAGGCGCCACCGUUGAUAAGACUGUUUGUAAGAAGAACUUGGGACGCCUAACCAGGCUGUAUCUGAAAGCAGAGCAAGAAAGGCAACAUAACUAUUUGAAGGAUGGACCCUACAUUUCACCAGAGGAAGCUGUGGCGAUCUACACAACAACAGUCCACUGGCUCGAAUCUCGCCGUUUCGCGCCGAUUCCAUUCCCUCCACUUUCAUACAAACACGACACAAAGUUGCUUAUCCUAGCUUUGGAACGGUUAAAAGAGGCCUACAGUGUUAAAUCCAGGCUUAACCAGAGUCAAAGAGAAGAGUUAGGUCUUAUAGAACAAGCCUAUGAUAAUCCUCACGAAGCUCUGUCGAGAAUCAAGCGUCACUUGCUUACACAGAGGACUUUCAGAGAGGUGGGCAUCGAGUUCAUGGACCUGUACUCGCACCUGGUGCCCGUGUACGACGUGGAGCCGCUGGAGAAGAUCACGGACGCCUACCUGGACCAGUACCUGUGGUACGAGGCGGACAAGCGCCGCCUGCUGCCGCUCUGGGUCAAGCCGGCCGACACCGAGCCCUCGCCGCUGCUCGUGUACAAGUGGUGCCAGGGUAUCAACAACUUGCAAGACGUGUGGGAGGUCGGUGAAGGCGAAUGUAACGUACUGCUGGAGUCUCGUUUCGAAAAACUUUAUGAGAAGAUCGACUUGACGCUACUCAACCGUCUCUUGCGUCUGAUCGUGGACCACAACAUUGCUGACUACAUGACUGCUAAAAAUAACGUCGUUAUUAAUUAUAAGGACAUGAACCACACAAACUCCUAUGGUAUAAUUCGUGGGCUCCAAUUUGCAUCAUUCAUAGUCCAAUACUAUGGCCUAGUGCUAGAUUUACUUGUACUGGGUCUACAAAGGGCCAGUGAGAUGGCUGGUCCACCACAACUGCCCAAUGACUUCCUCUCCUACCAAGAUAGAGCUGCUGAACAGGCUCAUCCUAUCCGACUGUACUGCAGAUAUAUUGAUCGCAUUCAUAUAUUCUUCAGAUUCACGGCAGAAGAAGCUCGUGAUCUGAUCCAGCGGUAUCUCACAGAGCAUCCUGAUCCCAACAAUGAGAAUAUUGUUGGCUACAACAAUAAGAAGUGCUGGCCCCGAGACGCUAGAAUGCGCUUGAUGAAACAUGAUGUUAACUUAGGUCGUGCAGUGUUCUGGGACAUUAAGAACCGUCUUCCGCGAUCGGUGACAACUAUCCAGUGGGAGAACAGUUUCGUCUCUGUCUACUCCAAGGAUAAUCCUAACCUUUUGUUCAACAUGGCAGGCUUUGAGUGCAGAAUAUUGCCAAAGUGCCGCAGCCAGAACGAGGAGCUGUCGCACCGCGACGGCGUGUGGAACCUGCAGAACGAGGUGACGAAGGAGCGCACGGCGCAGUGCUACCUGCGCGUCGACGACGAGUCGCUCGCGCGCUUCCACAACCGCGUGCGCCAGAUCCUCAUGGCGUCCGGCUCCACCACCUUCACCAAGAUCGUCAACAAGUGGAACACGGCGCUCAUCGGCUUAAUGACAUACUUCCGUGAGGCGGUCGUCAACACUCAAGAACUGCUAGAUCUACUCGUCAAAUGCGAAAACAAAAUUCAGACCCGAAUCAAAAUCGGUCUGAACUCUAAAAUGCCUUCACGUUUCCCGCCAGUUGUGUUCUACACGCCGAAAGAGUUGGGUGGUCUUGGAAUGUUGUCUAUGGGACAUGUUUUGAUACCACAGUCUGAUCUCCGUUGGUCUAAACAAACAGACGUGGGUAUCACUCACUUCAGAUCAGGAAUGUCACAUGACGAAGAUCAACUUAUUCCCAACUUGUAUCGCUACAUCCAACCCUGGGAGGCAGAAUUUGUUGACUCACAGAGAGUGUGGGCUGAGUAUGCUUUGAAGAGACAAGAAGCUAAUGCUCAGAACAGACGAUUAACACUGGAAGAUUUAGAAGACUCGUGGGACAGAGGUAUACCAAGGAUCAAUACAUUGUUCCAAAAAGAUCGACACACUCUUGCCUACGAUAAAGGAUGGCGUAUAAGAACUGAAUUCAAACAAUAUCAGGUUCUAAAACAAAAUCCUUUCUGGUGGACGCAUCAGCGUCACGAUGGUAAACUAUGGAACUUAAAUAACUACCGUACAGACAUGAUCCAAGCGCUCGGUGGCGUUGAAGGCAUACUUGAACAUACACUCUUCAAGGGGACGUACUUCCCCACGUGGGAGGGUUUGUUCUGGGAAAAAGCGUCAGGUUUCGAAGAAUCAAUGAAAUACAAGAAAUUGACAAAUGCACAGCGUUCUGGUUUGAACCAGAUUCCUAAUCGUCGUUUCACUCUCUGGUGGUCGCCGACCAUAAACAGAGCUAAUGUGUACGUCGGUUUCCAAGUACAACUGGAUUUAACGGGUAUAUUCAUGCACGGUAAAAUUCCCACAUUGAAAAUCUCCCUUAUCCAAAUCUUUAGAGCUCACUUGUGGCAGAAAGUCCACGAAUCUAUUGUUAUGGACUUGUGUCAGGUAUUCGAUCAAGAACUCGACGCUUUGGAGAUAGAAACAGUUCAAAAAGAAACCAUUCACCCUCGUAAGUCAUACAAAAUGAACUCAUCUUGCGCCGACAUACUCCUUUUCUCGGCUUACAAGUGGAAUGUGUCACGUCCGUCUUUGCUUGCUGAUACAAAAGACACAAUGGACAACACAACAACUCAGAAAUACUGGUUGGACAUACAACUCCGAUGGGGAGACUACGAUUCUCAUGAUGUAGAGCGAUAUGCUCGAGCGAAAUUCUUAGACUAUACUACUGAUAACAUGUCCAUAUAUCCAUCGCCCACUGGUCUGCUUAUUGCUAUCGACCUGGCCUACAACUUGCACAGUGCAUAUGGCAACUGGUUCCCGGGAUGCAAGCCACUCAUUCAACAAGCAAUGGCAAAAAUAAUGAAGGCUAAUCCUGCUUUAUAUGUACUUCGAGAGCGUAUACGUAAAGCACUACAGCUGUACUCCUCCGAGCCUACCGAGCCAUACCUCUCCAGUCAGAACUAUGGUGAACUGUUCUCCAAUCAAAUUAUUUGGUUCGUCGACGACACAAACGUAUACCGUGUAACGAUUCACAAGACGUUUGAAGGCAACUUGACUACAAAACCCAUCAACGGAGCAAUCUUCAUCUUCAACCCACGCACUGGACAACUGUUCCUUAAGAUCAUUCACACCAGUGUAUGGGCUGGUCAGAAACGUUUAGGACAGCUCGCAAAAUGGAAAACCGCCGAAGAAGUUGCGGCUUUGAUUCGUUCAUUGCCGGUUGAAGAGCAACCUAAACAAAUCAUUGUCACAAGAAAAGGAAUGUUGGAUCCUCUUGAGGUUCACUUGCUCGACUUUCCGAACAUUGUGAUCAAGGGCUCCGAGCUGCAACUGCCCUUCCAAGCUUGCCUUAAAGUAGAGAAGUUUGGAGAUCUCAUUUUAAAGGCGACAGAACCGCAGAUGGUACUAUUCAACUUGUACGAUGACUGGCUCAAGACUAUAUCAUCAUACACAGCAUUCAGCAGACUGAUCCUAAUAUUGCGUGCGUUGCACGUGAAUACGGAAAGGACGAAGGUUUUACUAAAACCAGACAAGACAACAUUAACGGAACCUCAUCAUAUCUGGCCUACUUUGUCUGAUGAUGAUUGGAUCAAGGUUGAGGUUCAACUGAAAGAUCUCAUUCUGGCCGAUUAUGGCAAGAAGAACAAUGUGAAUGUAGCGUCACUAACUCAAUCUGAGAUUCGAGACAUUAUCUUGGGUAUGGAGAUAUCGGCACCUUCAGCCCAAAGGCAACAAAUAGCUGAAAUUGAGAAGCAAAGCAAGGAGCAGAGUCAACUCACAGCAACCACCACUCGAACUGUAAACAAACACGGUGAUGAGAUUAUUACUUCAACAACCAGUAACUACGAGUCACAGACCUUUAGUUCAAAGACGGAAUGGAGAGUACGUGCGAUAUCCGCAACGAACCUCCACUUGCGUACGAACCACAUUUACGUGAGCUCUGACGACAUCAAAGAAAGUGGUUACACAUACAUCUUACCGAAAAACUUGCUCAAGAAGUUCGUCACAAUAUCGGAUUUGAGAGCACAGAUCGCGUGCUACCUCUAUGGCACGUCGCCUCCAGACAACCCACAAGUCCGAGAGGUCCACUGCGCCGUACUACCCCCACAGUGGGGGACACAUCAAGCGGUACAUUUACCGCGACAGCUACCCAAACACCCGGCUCUUGCCCAUCUACAGCCAUUAGGCUGGAUGCACACACAACCUAAUGAAUUGCCGCAACUAUCUCCUCAGGACAUAACAACACAUGCUAAAAUUAUGUCCGAGAAUCCUUCAUGGGAUGGUGAAAAAACUAUAAUAAUUACAUGUUCAUUCACUCCUGGGUCUUGUUCUCUGACUGCUUACAAACUAACACCUAGUGGCUAUGAAUGGGGCGCUAAGAACACGGACAGGGGUAACAACCCUAAGGGCUAUUUGCCUAGUCAUUAUGAAAGGGUCCAGAUGCUGCUCUCGGAUCGUUUUCUUGGGUACUUCAUGGUUCCAUCGCAGGGCAGUUGGAAUUAUAAUUUCAUGGGUGUCCGUCACGAUCCAAAUAUGAAAUAUGGUGUCCAACUUGGAAAUCCCCGUGAAUUCUAUCAUGAAGUGCAUCGGCCUGCUCAUUUCAUGAACUUUGCAGCAAUGGAGGACUCAACCGCUCCCACACUUGCCGCAGAUAGGGAAGAUCACUUCGCUUAGAUGUAAAAUUAAUAUAGAAUUAAAAAAAAAUUAAUUAACCUUAUAUUUAAUCUUAAGUAAAAGCUUGUUAGUUUUGUUUGCUGAAUGUAAGUCCUACUUUGUUUGAAAACUGUAAAUAAAUGGGAUAUAAUACCAA